Molecule: messenger RNA, 2280 nt
Organism: Peronospora belbahrii
Lineage: Eukaryota; Oomycota; Peronosporomycetes; Peronosporales; Peronosporaceae
Source: the annotation of a GenBank genome assembly
AUGCUCCGUCCUCUUCGUCAGCUUCCUGUGACCUUCUGGACCACAUUUCUUCCAUUCCAACUACACCAUGAUCUUCUAUAUCAUCAUGCAAUCCAUUUGAAUCCCUUACGAGCUUCUACUUCGUUCUACAUCCAAAGUUAUACCACGCAAACCUCCCGCAUCCGAGGACGUACCGUGUUGAAUCUUCCUGUCGAGCGAGAACGUGUGCAAUGGCCAUCGGACUUGGCGCAGCGUGUUCAUCGUCGUAUGCGUAAUUUUCCACGUAAUUAUGAAGUCAAAGAGCUUGUUAUUGAAGCAGGAAUGAAUCCCGCCGAGUGGACAGUCGCCGCCUCAUCAUUUCGUAAAUCUCUGCUCGCGGAACCUUUUCAAUACUUUGAAAACCAGACAGAACUCUUGGCCUUUGGACGAGACUUGGACAAUGUAAAGCGAUAUAACUCGUUUAUCUUUUAUCCUUAUUUUCUAGACUAUGCCAAGGCAAAGAACUACUUGACAAGGGAUUCCGAUAAUGCCAAUGCAUUGUCACUUCAACAGAUUACAGAUUUGAGAUUACCACAUGAAAUGUAUCCAUUUGCAACGGCCAUGAAGCGACGGAUUAUUUACCAUGAAGGACCGACUAAUAGUGGCAAGACGUACGAGGCUCUGGAGAGAUUAAAACAAGCAAAAGAAGAUGGAGGUAUUUAUUGUGGCCCGCUACGUCUAUUGGCACUUGAAGUGUUUGAACGAAUGAAUACGCACGGAAUUUACACGUCAUUGGUGACGGGACAGGAGAAGAAAAUGAUUCCGUACUCGACGCAUGUGUCGUGCACGGUGGAAAUGGCAAAUAUUACUCGACCAUGGGAUGUUGCUGUAAUUGAUGAGAUUCAGCUGAUUGGAGAUCCACAACGAGGGUGGGCGUGGACUCGUGCGCUUUUUGGACUCCAAGCCAAGGAAAUCCACGUUUGUGGGUCAGGUGAAGCUGUGCAUCUUGUCAAAAAGUUUGCCGAGACUGCUGGAGAUGACUUUGAGCUGCGUUCGUACGAGCGCCGCUCGCCGUUAGAGAUUUCUGCAACUCAUUUGAAAACUUACAGCCAAAUUCGCCCUGGGGACUGUGUCGUGGCGUUUUCACGUCGUGAUAUCUUCCAGAUCAAGCGUGACAUCGAAAUCAAGACGGGGGAAAAGUGCUGCAUCAUUUACGGCCAGCUUCCUCCUGAGACGCGGUCACAGCAGGCUCGAUUGUUCAAUGAACGUGGCAAUGCCUACAAUAUUCUGGUUGCUUCUGAUGCGAUUGGUAUGGGAUUAAACUUGAACAUCAGGCGCAUUGUGUUUGCAACAGUGAAGAAGUAUUCGGGUAACAGCGGCGGCAUGAUUGACAUUCCACCUUCUCUGGCCAAACAGAUUGCUGGGCGUGCGGGUCGGUAUGGUAGCGACUUUGCUUCUGGUGAGGCGACAUGUCUGCUUGAAGAGGACUUGAAGUAUUUGAAAGAGUCGUACGACGAGGUACCAACUCCGCUCAAGUCUGCAGGUUUGUUUCCGUCUUCUGAGCAGAUGGAAGAGUUUGCCAAGCAACUGCCAGGAAUCACGGAUCUUGCUGACCUCGUGGACAAGUACGUGAUGUUAGCACGUUUGGAUGGUGACUACUUUAUGUGCAAUCAUCAAGAUAUGAAAGAUGCUGCAACGCUGCUACGUGACACGGAGCUAUCACUUUCAGACCGGUUCACGUUCUGUAUGUCUCCUGUGAGUCUACGAAAUUCUCUGGCUCGUAAGGUUUUUCUUGAGUAUGCGCGUGCUCACUCGUUGGGUCAACGUGUCAAGCUGGAUAUCUACUUACCGAAAUAUCCACCUCGCACUGCAGAGGCACUGGGUGACAUUGAGAUUAAGGCCAAGAUCGUUGACUUGUACCUGUGGUUGUCAUUCCGCUUCCAAGAUACUUUUGUUGAGAAUGAUGUGGCGUUGGAAGUAAAGUCAAAAGUGUUAGAGCUCGUGGAACAAGGACUUGUCAACACUACGUACAACCGCGAGGAAGCAAAAACGCAAUGGUCCAGUGGUGCCGCCAAUGGCCGCCGUUUUCCUCGCCGCAGUCAUUUUGACAGUAACAAUCGCUUUCGAAAGCACGAUAACAUGGACAAUCGACCAAAGUCUCGACUUGACAACUCAAACGGACAGACACAAGGUUUGACAAGACGAGAUGCGACUGCAGAUGUCAAGUCUAAUACUGAAAGUGUGGUCAACAUUGUCCAGAAUGGCAAGGAUGAGACUGACAGUGGUAAAACGUCGUGGAUUGCACGAUUAUUUGGUCGCUAG